Molecule: messenger RNA, 2451 nt
Organism: Lynx canadensis (Canada lynx)
Lineage: Eukaryota; Metazoa; Chordata; Mammalia; Carnivora; Felidae
Gene: ZSCAN32
Product: zinc finger and SCAN domain containing 32
Biological process (GO): regulation of transcription by RNA polymerase II
Molecular function (GO): RNA polymerase II cis-regulatory region sequence-specific DNA binding; DNA-binding transcription factor activity, RNA polymerase II-specific
Source: RefSeq, a predicted model, not a curated record
AUGCUCAAGUCUUACACCCACCCAAUUCAGCAAUUCCUAGGAAAUUUGGAACUUCUCCUACCCCACCGUUUGCUGAAGCAAGUUACGGCUGCAACAAUGAGUCCCCAGGCAUACCCAUCCCCAAGUGAGGACUCCACAGAGGGACAGAAGUCAGCCCUUCCCAGCAAUGGCUCUGACUCUGAAACUUCCUGCCAACGCUUCAGGCACUAAUGCUCCCAGGCGGUAGCUGGCCCCCAUGAAGGAUUUAGCAAGCUCUGGGAACUCUGCUGUCAGUGGCUAAGGCCUAAGACACACUCAAAAGAGCAAAUACUGGAGCUGCUGGUUUUGGAGCAGUUUCUCACCAUCUUGCCCCAGGAGAUCCAGACCUGGGUGAGGGAGCAACAUCCAGAAAAUGGUGAGGAAGCUGUGGCUGUAGUUGAGGAUGUACAGAGUGCGUCUGGGCAACAGGUCCCAGAUUCAGGGAAGGACUGGAAAGUGCUCAGUGAGGAGACAGACCCUUGGGGACCAGCCAGAGAGUCACAGAGGUCCCACCUGAAAUGGCGGGUUCAUCCAGAGGGAAGCACUUUGACGGGGUCACGGAGCUCACAACAAAGAUCAGGGAAACAGCCAGAAGCCUGGCUGACGGCACAGCCUCCCAGGAACCUUCCAGAGGAAAGGGGUCUUGGAGACCAGGAGACAGGCGCUGUGCAUGGGACAGCUGGGGCCCAGGGAGCGGCCACGUGUGAGGACAGAGCUGCACUCCUCGGUCAGGAAAGGCGGAUACACCUCGGCCCGGCACAGAGGGCGCUCCGCAGGGACAUUUCACGGAGGAAUGACAAAAACGACUCUCUGGGUCUUGAGAUCACGAAUGGAAUUAAAAACGAGAAUCAAAAAUGGGAAGAUCCAGAGGAGGCAGAAGUGAAGAAGGCCCUUUGGAGAAAGUCUAGUGGCCUUUUUUGCCACCCUGAGACCAAGAGAGACAGGAAGGGUGAGCCUAUGCUGAGAGAGCCACAUAGACGUUCUCCAGAUGAGCGGGAGGGGAUGGCCCUGUCCCAGGACGGGGGGGGGGGGGGGGGGCAGCAGACACUCUGUGCUGGAGAGAAGGCCUGAGCAAAUCUGAGCAGAGAAACCUGCUCUCAGGGAUCUCUCUGUCGCCACCAGCCAGGCCCCGAACUGGAAAAAGCUUCUAAGUGUCAGGAAUGUGGGAAAAGCUUUAGCCGAGGUCCUUACCUUGUUUGGCAUGGGAGAAUCCACACGGGAGAAAAGCCUGACAAGUGCGGCGAAUGCGGGAAAGGCUUCAGCGAGCGCUUCGACCUCACUGCCCACCUAAGGACGCACACGGGGGAGAGACCCUACCGCUGUGGGCAGUGUGGGAAAAGCUUCAACCAGAGGUCCGGCCUCAGUGUCCACCGGAGGACCCACAAUGGGGAGAAGCCUUACCGGUGCACCGUCUAUGGGAAGAGCUUCAACAACAGCUCCCAGCUCAGCGCUCACCGGCGAGCCCAGGCCGGGCGGAGCCCCCACCUGUGUGUGCAACGUGGGAGAAGCUUCGGCAGCAGCUCCCACUCCAGUGGCCACCAGAAAACGCACACCGGGGAGAAGCCUCACAACUGCUCGUGUGAGAGAAGUUUCACUAAGCUCCGUGCCCCCAUCUGCCAUCAGGGGGCACACGAGGACGACACCUCACAUCGCCAGGAAAGGACACACGGUACAGGGCUGGAGACCCAACAGGCCAAUUCCGUACGUUGACGGGUCUCCUGGAGGUUCUGUCUGCUCACGGAGGCUUCUGCUAGCCAGUCCCAGGCUCCCAGGCGCAGCAGGAGACUCACAAGUGGACCUCGAGAACCUCGGGCAGGAGUAGCAAUCGGCGUGAGAACGCCAAGCUUGCUUUCCCGGUCUGCCUGUGACCCACAGUCCUGUGUCACCGUGGACUUCCAUCUGCUCUCAAGAAAGGGGGCUGCGGGAUCCAAAGUCCUGCCAGAAUUCGAGGGUAACCGUGUUCCGAACAGAGGAUAGGUGGCUAGGGGCCUGGGAAGUGUUCCUGGGGCAGGUCAGGGGAGAAAUUUUCCCUCAUGGGAAGCACAUCUCAAAGUUAACCGCCUAGAUGUUUCCUAACCCAAUAAUGACCUGUAGGCAUCUGCUUGCAGGAACGUCCACCUCCGAGUCGAUCACUGCUGUGUAUCCCAGUCACCCAGAGAAGACGGCAGAGCUGGAGGGAUGGCUCAGGCCACCAGGUACUACUACUCUAAGUGACUUAAUCUCAGAGCAAGUGAGACAUCUGGGUUCCUCUAAGAUUUCUCCCAUGUAUGGCCCCGACCCAGGUUCCUGCUUUGUGGUCUGGUACAGUUAACGGUUUCCACAGGUUCAUACGCGUCACUGUUUCUGAAGAAAAUAAAGGUGUUUCUCUCUCCGCUGUUGGCCUUUGGUCUGAAUUCUCGCCAUCAGAAACUUCAUCCUCCUACAGAUCCCACA